Molecule: messenger RNA, 4705 nt
Organism: Closterium sp. NIES-67
Lineage: Eukaryota; Viridiplantae; Streptophyta; Zygnematophyceae; Desmidiales; Closteriaceae
Source: the annotation of a GenBank genome assembly
UGAAUGAUCAUGUGAACAAUGUGCCGAUGAUCUAAGUCCCCUAGAGAGCGACCUGAAUGCCGAGUCCAGCUCAGGUGCAGUAGACGCUGCUGAUCCAUAGCAGAUGCGAAUAUCGACGAGCUCUCGAUCUCACACGCCGAUGGAAUUAUUAUUCGUUAACUGAAGUAAAUAAUGCGAUUUUGAAGGCCCUCUUCAAAAUAUCCCGGGGAUACGGAUAGUAUUCCGUUGGGAGCGUUGGAAGAAAGGACAGCGCAGCUAGCGGAGCCCGUCGCUGGUACUAGAAUUCGACUGGUUACCACAGCAUCACGUGUAACCAUGCCAUUGGUUACAGCAUCGCGUGUAACGAUGCCGCACCUUUCCAUGCCACCCGCAGCACUGCCGUUAUUCGAAGCAGCUUCAAACGAAGCACAAGGCGAAAUCGCUCCGGUACGGGAGCGGAGCAGCAUAACGACAACAGCAGCAGCAGCAGCAGAAGAUACAGCAGUUACAGCAGCCGAAUCUCCAGCAGCAGCACCAAGAGUAGCAGCAGAAAUGGCAGGAGCAGCAGAAAUAGGGGGGCCUCCAUCCCCUACCAAACGAGUUCCCGCCUUUUCCUGUCCCCAAGAUCCUUCCCCAGAGCAGAUCAUUCUGCUUCUACAGAAUCAGCUUAUAGCGGAGCGGACCUCCUUCGAAAAACGCCUGGCGAAAGUCGCGCAGGAAGCGGAGGAAACCCUAAACGCGCAGCAGCGAUUCUGGGCGGCGCAAGUGGCACGCUUAGAGGCGCAAGUGGCGGAAACCGGGCGGCAGAUGGCGCAGAUGCGGGCGGAAAGGAGGGCGGCGGAGAGGGAGGCGGAGAGAGAGGCGGAGCGGAGGGGGAGGGAGGUGCGGAGGCUUGAAGAGAAGGUGGAGAGCGGGGAGAGAGAGAGGCGGGCCCUGGUGGGGGAGGUGGAACUGGUGAAGGCGCAACUGAGGGAGGUGAGACUGCUGGCGGGGGGAGAGAGAGGGGCGGUGAGAGUACCAACUGGGGGUGAGAGAGGGGAGAUGGGGGAAGAGGGAGGAGAGGUGGAGAGAGGAGGGGAGAGAGGCAGGGAUGGAGGAAGGGAGAGAGGAGAAGGGGAGGCGAUAGCAGCAUUAGCUGCGGAGGGGUCGGAAGGAAGAGAGCUGGUGCCGUUGAGGGGAGAAGAAGACGCGGGGGCAGUAGUUGGCACAGGGGAAAGUAGGGUGGCGGAUGGCGAGAAAAAGAGCGCGCCCCAAGCUUUUGGUGCAAGGGAGAAUAGCCAGCCGAGUUCUUCCAGCGGCCCCUGCAACCACACCCGUGACAGCAGCAGCAGCAGCAGCAGCAGCAGCAGCAGCAGCAGCGGGGGCGGACACUUGUCUGGGCUUCCUGACUCGCGGCACAGCAAGGAAGAGAAAUCGGUGGUCUGCGGGCUUGACAGCCACCCCCGCCCCCAUCAAGUUUCGCCUGCCAGCAGGUCGCCCAUCAAGGUGGAGCAGGCUAUCCCGGAUAUCCCUCAGAGUAAAGCUGAGAGGCUGCGGGCACAUUUAGCAGCACUGGCUGAGGAGAGGGAGGCUGCAGUGAGGGAGUGUGGGGCAGCGGAGGCAGCCGUGGCAGGGCUGUCCUGCCAGCUGGCGGUACAGCUGGCGGGCCUGGAUAGGCUGACGAGAUCGCUGGCGCGGGUUGGGGAGUGGGGGGAUAUGCGGAUGGGCGCAGGAUUUGAUAUGCGGGUGGCAAGGGGGAUCGGGAAAGAAUGUUGGGGGGAGAGUGAGGGGGGGGGAGAAGGACAUGGGGAGCAGCAGCAGCAGCAGCAGCAGUCACAACAGCAGGUGUCUUGUGAUGAAAUGCAAGAGUCAUGCCAGUUGCUCGUGACUCAAGCAGAUGCUGAGGCAGAACAAGGCGAUCGAUCAGCUGCUGGCAAUGCAUCUGAUAACGAGAGGGCCCUUCCAGGAGUGCCUGCAGAAAAACCACCUGAAAAAACGCCUGAAGGAUCGUCUGACGAAGGGGCAUCACUGUGGGCGGGCCGUGUGAGCGUGCACAGGCUGACAGCUUGGCACCAUGGGAGGGAUGCAUGUGCGCUGAGAGACAUGGCCCUCAGAGGCUCAACCGCUGUCUCUCAGUCACAAAAUGUUGGCAGGCCUGCCAAGCGCCGUGUGACAGACGAGUAUGACGCGACGGAGGCGUGUGAGCCGAGGGAAAUGGCUCUUAGAGGCUCAACCGCUGUCUCUCAGUCACAGAAUCUUGUGAGAACCACAAGUCAACUCGCUGGUUGCCGUGUGAGAGACGAGUACGACGCGACGGAUGCGUGUGAGCUGAGGGAAACGGCCCUCGGAGGCUCAACCGCUGUCUCUCAGUCACAGGCACAGUCACAGAGCCAGCCGAGUGAGUGCAGCAGGCACCAUGGCAGGGAUGCAUGUGCGCUCAAGGAAGUGGCUCUUAGAGGCUCAACCGCUGCCUGUCAGUCACAGUCACAGGCACAGAGACAGCUGAGGGAUGUCAGCAGCAGAUGGAACUUAGGAGAGAAAGCGUGGCUGGCACGGGGAGGCAUAGCCAAUCUAGCAGAGCGUGGUACUGUUUCAGGUGAUACAGCUGGUACUGUUUCAGGUGAUACUGCUGGCACUGUUUCAGGUGAUACAGCUGGCACUGUUUCAGGUGAUACAGCUGGCACUGUUUCAGGUGAUACAGCUGGCACUGUUUCAAGUGAUACUGCUGGCACUGUUUCAGGUGAUACUGCUGGCAUUGUUUCAGGUGAUACUGCUGGUACUGUUUCAGGUGAUACUGCUGGUACUGUUUCAGGUGAUACUGCUGGUACUGUUUCAGGUGAUACAGCUGGUACUGUUUCAGGUGAUACUGCUGGCACUGCUUCGAGCGACGCAGCUUCUAGGAAACCUGCGCCAGGUUCUCCUUCCAUAGAUCCUCCCUUUCAAACCAGAGAGCUUCUGUGCUCUGCUUCUAGUGGCGCAGAUUUACUAGCAGUCAGCCCUCCUCCUACUGUUCUGCCCACCGAUUCACCACAGCCGCUGACAGUCAACCCCCCACCUAAGGUCAACCUUGGAGGCGCAAACGCACUGACAGUCAACCCUUAUCCUAGAGUCUUGCCAACCAACGCACCUCAGUCGCUGACUGUCUCCCUGUCUCCCGGCAUCUCCUCCGUCCCCCCCCCUCUCCCAUCCCCCCUCCCUCCUCCACCCCUCCUCCCCCUCCACCCAUCCUCUCUCUCCCACCCCCACCGCCACAUCCCCCACUCCUCCCAUUUCGCCCUCCUCUCUCUCCCCUACCUCCCUCUCCCCCACCUCUCUCUCCCCUCGCACCCCGCCCUCUGAAGCCUCUAGCGCCUCCCCGUCUCUCUUCCACAGCACCUCCCCUCUCCCCCCACCCCCAGCUCCCCUAUUCCCAGCCCCCACCACCCCCUCCGCAUUCCUCUCCCAGCUCUUUGCCUAUGGGCCCAUCCGCACCCUUCCCCACCACUCCCUGCCGCAGCCUCCCACCCUUUCCACCGCUUCUGACCCCCCUGCACCGCUCUCCGCCUUUAACCCCCCUCUUCCUCAUCCACCUACUCUCCGCCGCCUUCGGUCUGCUGGUCUUCCGGUUCAAGCCAAAGUUAGCCGACAGGGAGCUUGGGGGGCGCAAGAGAGAGAGCAGGGAGAGAGAAGGCAGGGGGGCGGAGGGAGGAGUGGAGCAGACGAGUCUGGACGGCUGGAUGCUGCUGCACGUGCUUCUGCUUCUGCAUCUGUGCCUGCACCUUCGUCGAGAACUUCAACAGGAGCAGUAGCAACAGGAGCAGUAGCAACAGGAGCAGUAGCAACAGGAGCAGUAGCAACAGGAGCAGCUCCUGAAUUCCCCAUGAGACUGGGUCAAGGCGUGACUUCUGAGUCGACUCAAAAGUCAACAGCAACAGCUCCCGAGGUUCCUGAGAGGCUAAGUCCAGGCGUGGCUGAUGAGAGGAGAGCAGCAGUGCAAGAGUCGGCUUUUGACGCGCCGCAAAAAGGGCCUGAGAGGCUAAGUCCAGGCGUGGCUGAGGAGAGGAGAGCAGCAGUGCAGGAGGCACGAGCUAUCCUACACGCAUUGAGGGCAAAAUGGUCCAAUCCCAGCCUUGCUGCCCGCCCUGCUCCUUCUGCUGUUGCUUCUCCUUCUCCUUCUCCCACCACCACUGCUGCUGCUGCUGCUGCUUCUUCUGCUUCGUCUCCCGCGUUUCCUCCUCUUACUACUGCUGCUCCACCUGCGCAUGCUCCUGCAUCUGCUUCAGCUGCUGCUGUUGCCAUGCUACACACAUCGUCACCGGCUGCCUCUAAGCCUCCCUCCCUCCGAAGUGGCUCUUUCACGAAGUCCGCUCUUAACGAAGGGCAAAUAGCACCAGGGGGACAGCAGGUGCCAGCACUAAUAGUGGAGAAGCCUUUGGUGAAGCAUGAGGGGCAGCGGGGAGGACAGACUCAGCUUCUGGUGAAGCAUGAGGGGCAGCGGGGAGUGCAGGCGAGUGCGCCACUUGGAAUGGGGGGAAUCAUGAGAGCUGCACAGCUGGAGGUCUCUGAUUGGCUGUCUGAGCUGGCAGAGGGCUCCCUGUCGGAUGGAGAGGAGUGUCUGCUUUAAGUUGUGAAAGUUUGAGGCAUGCGAUGGUACGAGGCAAUCCGACAUGUUGAAUCUGGUACUGGUAGUAUCAUUGUUGCUUCGCCAUGUGCACCUUGCGAGGCUAAUGACACAGUUGUGAGUCGGCAAGAAAACACGGAUCAUAAC